UUAAACUCAUCAUAACGUGACAACUAUAUUUGAACAUGGAUAGUACAGAAUCAGAAUUUAGACUUUAGCGCGUGUAUCACAAAUUCGAGCUUUUUGCCUUUGAUCUCUUUGCAAGAAGUUACCAUGCUCCUCCUCCACUUUAAAAUUUUAUCUCUCUUCAACUUUUCCUUUUCCUCUUUCUCUCACUCUCACCCCAAAAUUCCACUUUAUUCUCCCUCGAACACAACUCUAAAAGCAGUUGAUCCUCCUUGUGUUCAUAAACAACAUCCUAUCCCUUUUUCCCUCUCUCAUAACCUAAAAAGGAGAAGGCCACCUUGCUUCCCUCUUUUGCUAUUCACCCUCAAUUCUAUAAGAACACCAACAUUUGAGACCAAUAAAGCUUAUUGCACAAAAAUAUAUACAUAUAUAUCACCAAGCAACAAAUAAAACCAUCUUAUCAUAUAAACUAAACAUUUUGUUAUAAUCAUAAGUGAAAUGAUGGCAUCUCCAUCAGAACUAAGCCUUGACUGUAAACCUCAAAGCUACUCUAUGCUACUCAAAUCAUUCGGCGGUGCUGGUGAUCACAAUAACCAAACAGACCAAGCCACCAACAAGCUAGAAGAAUACCUUAAUCGCCUCGAGGAAGAGCGCCAUAAGAUUGAUGCUUUCAAGCGUGAGCUUCCCCUCUGCAUGCAGCUUCUCACCAAUGCCAUGGAAGCAUCAAGGCAGCAGUUACAAUCUUUCAGAAUAAAUAAUCAAGGUGCAAGGCCAGUUCUUGAAGAAUUUAUGCCACUCAAACAUUCUAACUUAGAAGGGUCUGACCAAAAGACAGCAAACAUUUCUGACAAGGCCAACUGGAUGGUAUCUGCACAGCUAUGGAGCCCUGCAGGUGACGCGAACAAGCAACAGUCCUCGACAUUGCCUAAAUCUGAAGCUGAUACUGGCUUCAGUGUAAGCAGUCCUAAACUAGGAUUAGACACCAAUCAGAGAAAUGGGGGAGCUUUUCUUCCAUUCGCAAAAGAAAGAAACUCAGUUCCUAACAAUUCAAACAUAAGACCACUCCCAGAUUUGGCCCUAGCAUCAAGUGACAGAGAGGUAGAUGACAAGAGUGAAAAUGGAUUGAGUGGAUCAAGGAGUGAUAAUUCUAGCAAAGGAGGAAAUGCAAUAGUUGGCAUGGCCUCCACAGAUAGUCAAGCACCUAUCGCGACAACCACCACCACUACCACAACUCAGACAAACAGGAAAGCAAGGCGGUGUUGGUCACCGGACUUGCACCGACGAUUUGUCAAUGCCCUUCAGAUGCUUGGUGGUUCACAAGCUACCCCUAAACAAAUAAGGGAGCUAAUGAAGGUUGAUGGACUAACCAAUGAUGAAGUGAAAAGUCACCUCCAGAAAUAUAGACUUCACACCAGAAGACCUAGCCCAAGUCCUCAAGCAGUAGGAGGCCAAGCACCACAGCUGGUUGUCUUAGGAGGAAUAUGGGUCCCACCCGAAUACGCCACCGCGGCUGCUGCUGCACAUGGUGGUGCACCCACCAUUUACAGUGCUCACCCAAGUACUCAAGUCUCAUCACACUAUUGCUCACCUACAGUCCCACCAGACUAUUAUCCACAACCAGUAGCACCCCCACAAGCACUGCACCAUCCAGCCCUACAACACCACCAUCAUCACCAGCUUCAUGUGUACAAGACUACCUCUCACACACAGACUCAUAGCUCCCCGGAAUCAGAUGCUCAACGAGCCGGUGACCGGUCAGAGAGCAUCGAAGAUGGGAAGUCAGAUUGCAGCAGCUGGAAAGGCGAAAGCGGGGAGAAUGGAGGAGAAGGGAGGAAGCUAGCAGCAUUAAGAGAUGAUGGUGAGGAGAGUAAUGGAAGCCAGAUUACAUUAAAAUUCUAGUUAAUUACUGUUUGUAGGGUUAGUAUUAGGGUUUUUUUUAAAUUUUUGUUCUGAUUCUUGUGUGAAUUAUAUUAUGUGUAGAGAGGGAGGUUAAAGAAGGCAUAAAGAGAAAGUGAGUGUUCAUUUUAUUAACUUACAUAAUGUUCUUAGAUUUCCUAUUCAGUAAUCACUAUCUAGUGAUAAAAUUCAUGUAUAGAUUUACAUGAAGCCAAUAACUUUUGGUUGUAUUGACAGUUUUGCUCUUGAAUAUAUGUUUACUAAUUACUACUGCAAAAAGGACAAGGUAAACUGAGCCAAAGUUCCUAAGAACAGUAAAUACUCAAUCCCAGAAAUUAGGAGUAUGAAUAUGAAAAAAAAAAGAGGUAAUGGGAGGAAUUUCAUGCUUUUAAGGCUAGAAAGUAUAAACUCAUAUGGUAAAAAAGUUGGGUUAUGCAACAUGUAGUAAAAACACUAAAAAAAAAUACUAUUGCUGAAACCAAAGAUAAAGCCUAGCAAGAGUUGCAACGUUAUGAAAAAUUUCACCUUUUUAAUUUAUAUCACAUGCUUACUUCACUAUUCUCCAUGCUAAGGCACUAAUUCACCAAAGAAAGUAAGAUCCUCCACACAAACCUAUCACAAUCUUA
Chenopodium quinoa (quinoa) is the source of this 2498-nucleotide messenger RNA. RefSeq names its product myb family transcription factor EFM-like. Gene Ontology annotation, molecular function: DNA binding; DNA-binding transcription factor activity. The record is from RefSeq and is a predicted model, not a curated record. Lineage: Eukaryota; Viridiplantae; Streptophyta; Magnoliopsida; Caryophyllales; Amaranthaceae. Gene Ontology annotation, biological process: regulation of DNA-templated transcription. Bases 475 to 1875 code for a protein of 466 amino acids. The transcript has 4 exons.